This is a messenger RNA of Lytechinus pictus (painted urchin), 6406 nucleotides long. RefSeq lists its product as uncharacterized. The transcript has 5 exons. NCBI's taxonomy places the organism in Eukaryota, Metazoa, Echinodermata, Echinoidea, Temnopleuroida, Toxopneustidae. The coding region runs from base 439 to 2328 and encodes 629 amino acids. Gene Ontology annotation, molecular function: zinc ion binding; ubiquitin protein ligase activity. Gene Ontology annotation, cellular component: cytoplasm. Gene Ontology annotation, biological process: protein ubiquitination. The record is from RefSeq and is a predicted model, not a curated record.
AUAGACGUGUAAUGGCAUUGAUCAUGUACAUACGCCAUCUUGUCUCACAGCAUAGAUAAUUAUAGUUCAACAUAAUUAUCGAUCUCCGAAGCUUGGACAUAGUUUUUUGAUGUUGCUUUAAGACGAUCAUUUUCCUUUUCAAACGAUGGUCAUGUAAGGUGAUGCCAUAAUAUGUCAAUGAAGAUAAGUCUGGAUUACACCUUCAAGUUGUGCUGAAUCGGGAACUACGCCAAUCUACGGCGAAUGUCUGAUGAACGUAACAGCCUAAAGAGAGAGCUUACCAAAUCAGAGAUCAUCAUAGACGGUGACGUCAUAAUACAUCAGAGAGGAUCAAUAAAAACAAGCCUGGAGUACACCAUCAACUUUCUGCUGCAUCAGCAACCACGCCAUCUUCGGCAAAUAUUUGAUGAAUAAGAUCAGAUCACUACUUCAAUCACCAUGGCAGCUAAUUUCUCCACAGACCAACAAUGUGAAGGAAAGGAGUGUCAAUCAAUCACAGAUGUGACGUACUACGUGGAGGAGAAGAAGAGACUAUGUGAUGACUGCGCCUCUAAAGAAGAAUGCAUCGCAAGACUUAAAAGAGGCGUUCCAAAUAUUUAUUGUGAAGAACAUGAUGAAAAGGUAAAAUUAUAUUGUAGAACUCAUGGUAUACCAUUGUGUUAUUCAUGCGCUAUGAUCAAACAUCAACAGCCUUGUGAGCAACAAGAUAUUAAUGAUGCAAUAAAAGAAAGUGGGGCGAGGCUAACAGUUCUAAAAGAAAGAGCGAGGGACAAAGUGAAAGAAGGUCGUCUUUAUGAAGAUGAAAUUGACCAAUGCACGAAAGACACAGACACACAUCUACAAGCUUUGGAAGAUGAAGUUAAUUCGAUAAUCAAGGCGGCGAUCAACGCAGAUAAAGUCAAGGAGACGACGGAGGCUGACAAAAUCAACCAAGAAUUUGAUGAUCAGAAUCAAGUACUUCAAGAAGAGAUUCUGAAGAUCAAUGAGAAGAUUCGAAAGAACAAUGAAGAGAGAGAGAAACAACUUGAAUUAAUCCAUACAAAUGCACAGAUUAGACAAAGACAUAUUGACAGUAAGAAGAUUGGUCUUCAUAGAGACAUUGAUAACAUUGUUAAAGAGAAGGAUGGGAAGAUAAGAGAGUUGAUGAAAUCAUUGCAGGAUGACACAAAAACAAUAGAGAAUGCAAUACAGACCAUAGAUACAGUACUAGAAGACGAUAAAAACAUUGUUAAAGACGGUCAUAGUGUGAACAUGUCAGUGAUUGAUAAACUAAAGAAACCACUUUAUAAGAAUGAUGUGAAACAAAUCACUGAUAGAAUAUCAGGUGUGAGGUUUGUGAAGAGUGUUGGGAGAGAGAAGUAUGAUGGUAGGAUUGGUGGGUAUGAUGGCGAGUGGAUGCUUAGUGAUACAAUCAGUGUCAAAGAUAAAUUCACAUCCCCAAUUAUUUUGGGUUGCAUAGAUGAAUGUAAUGUGAUCAUCACCGACUUACAUUGCCAUACAUACAUGUUAGAUAUGAACACUAAACACAUCCAGAGAGUGAUAACGGGUACUGGUACAUCAUGUGUUAUCUCCUGUGCAUUACUGAAUGAUGACAAGAUAGUAUGCGGUACAGGCCGUGUAAGUCGUUAUGGGAUAUUUUCUACUGGAUCCAUCAGUGUGUAUGACAAACAAUGGAUGCACAUUAAUGACGUCACAAUACCAAGAAACAAAUCUCACGAUAUCUCGUCAUCUUCUGGUCGCUUAACUCGUCUUUUCUCCUGGUUAAGUUUUGAAGGGGUUACGCUCACAACGAACGAUAUAUCAUUGGUGAAUGUAACUGUUGACCGUGAUGGGAUGAUCAUCGCUGCUGGGUGGUAUCAGUCUAAGAUAUACGUCAUCAACCCAGCUGAUAGUAAGAUCGUGAAUACCAUCACAUGUAAAGAGAAUGUAGCUUUGCGAGGUGUGCUAUCAUCAGGUCACAUCAUCGCUCUACCUUACCCUCUUGAUAAGAGAGUACUAAUCAUAGACAGACAGGGUGGUCAAAGGGAAAUCCCCCACAGUGACGUCAUCUUGAAUGUGUGUGUUGAUCCUAUAACAGACGACCUCUACGUCGUGACAUCAGAUGAUGAGUACAAGACGUGUGCGAUUGAUCAGGUGAUGAGUGGGAAUGAAGUGAAGAAGAGAAGAGUGACGUCAUUCCCUCUAUCAACUAGACUGACUGAUCAAUGGACUGUGGAGCUUAGGCAAUAUUACCUUUUAUCAUCUCGUGUAAUGAUCUCAUCAUCAGGCAAGAUAAUUGCUUUUGAUGGAGACAGUAUUCUUGUCUUCGAAAAGCGACUCACAUUCUAAACGAUGAUAUGUCGGGAUCAUUCACUAUGAUGAAUAUGAGACACACUGACCAGAACAAUACCAUCUUUGGACAAUUUAAAUAUCUGUAGCAGUGAGGCCUAAUAAGACUUAAUAACUCUGAUCCAUUUUACACAUCACGGUUAACAAUAGGCAUUGCUUUAAAAAACAUAAAUAAACCCCAUAACUCCCGCAUCCAAGAACAUGUAUCAUGCAUAUGGAAAUAGGUUUCUAUAUCAUUGGUUGAAAAUAUUAUUGGCGAGGUCAUAUUGCAUAAAAUAUGACGAGCCGUCAUCAUCAUCAUCAAGCCUACACGCCACGAUGGAUUUCCUUUAGAAAGUAUUGCUUUGCAAAAUGUAUAAUACAUCUUGUAAUACUUAUUUUCACAACUUAUAUUACGACUAAUACUACAGUUUUGUUAUAUAAUACCUUUGUAUAUUUUGACAUUCUGAUACCGUUGUGAAUGCAGAAAUAAAAGGAAAUCAAAAUAAAUAAAGUCAUAGUGGCAUAAUGCCAUAUUUUAUAUUUCCAUAUUUUCUGGUAUUUGAAAGAUAGAUAACCAAACACACUUCCGAUUUGAAGGUGCAGACAUUGAUCAGAUUCUACUGAGUGCAGUGGCUGAACAACUUAAUUCAAGAAUGUACAAGAAUCCAUAGAUUUAUCGUAAAAUUGAACAAAGAGAUAUAAAUCAAUACAGAUUGGAAUCAUUUUUUCUCAAUUGGACUGGUAAUCCUCACUUAGCGAAUGAAAUAUGCAUUCUUUUUAUGGACAAGGUUUAAAUUACUUCCAUAAAAAUAUGCCAUGAGCCUGUCAGACUUCUAAUUUAAACAUUGGUGUCACAUUUCUGUUUCAAUCUCAUCUGUUUCACUUGCCAUCCUAAUAGCAAUUAGAUUUCUAUCAGCGAACAAACUAAGAGCAAAACACUAACAAGACUGAUUGGAAUACGAUUCAAUGUAGAUUUAUUAAUUUUGGCCUUUUAAGUGCAAACAUAAGGGACCCCGUCGUAUAAAAAAUAUUAACUUUUAGCCCAAAUAUUGGCCAAGAGCGUUUUUCUUAAAUAUAUUUUCCUUUCAGCAUCAUUCUUUUAUCAAAUAAACUAAGAAAUAUAAUACAAGGUUUAAUGAAUUCAACGGUGUAUAUAAAGUAAAUAACGUAUAAGAUUAAGGGAACUUGGCGCGCCAAGUCGACUGCUAAUUGCAAAUACAGAUAUGUAACAUAAAUAUGCACAAUACUUAUUAAAGGGGGACACAUGGAUAUUUCACAUGCUUAUGUUAUGUUGCAUGGUUGACUGGCAUGAAGAGAGAUAGAGAGAGAGAUAGAGAGAGAGAGAGAGAGCGCGGGGGCUAAUAGGAAGAUAAAUGUAAGAUGAUUGGACAGAAAGAAAGGAGGGAGAAGAUGAUGAGUAGAAUCUGUUUCAACAAUAUACAUCGAUCCCUUAAUAUACUGUAUAGUCAUUUCUAUGUGCAGUAGGUCAAUUGAGUUUGCUAAAAACGUUACUGAGAGGGUUAAAAGUUGUGCAAUGUUUUUUUCAAUAGAAUGUUUAUUCGAGAAAAAAAUUCUAUAUUUUGACAUAAUUCAUAUACUGAGAAACCAGUGAACUAACACUUGAUAAAGUUAUGAUAAAAUCAUUGUAUUUACACGAAAUAUAUUCAGCCAUUUUUUAAACAACCUUUAUGAAAGGCAGACCCACUAUGUACAGUAUAACUGAAAAUGGUGAAUUUUAAAAUAACAGUUUGCUUUUGAAUAUUUGUUUUCAAUCAGACCAUUAACAAUAAUGAUCAAUAUCAGAAUCAUGUAAAAUAAAUGUUUAUUCAUCUUGGCCUUAUUUACAUACAGAAUUGUAAGCCUUGCGUAAGAAAUAUUUUGUUUUGAAAUGUAAUACUGUAAAUAGUUCAGGUUUUUUUUAUAGUUAUGAAACUAUCAUUAUGUAAUAAGAAUUCGUCUUUGAUUGAUGUUGAUGGUUCCAUAGCAAAAUCAAACUGCAAAUUGGUUCAAUCUUUUAUGCACAAUAUAAACAUAUAUUUGGGAAAUUAUGUGUAUUUCUCUUAUACAUGAGACUUAAGUGAUUUUUGUUUGAACAUAAGGUUUAUAUAUUAUACCUUAUUCUUUAUAUUCAUGAUACCAUACUGCUCAAUAUGGUGACAAUGAUGAUGAUGAUGAUGAUGAUGAUGAUGAUAAUGAUAAUGAUGAUGAUGACGAUGGUGAUGGUGAUGGUGAUGAUGAUGAUGAUGGUGAUGAUGAAGAUGAUGAUAAUGAUGAUGAUGAUCGUGAUGAUGAUAAUGAUGAUGAUGACGAUGGUGAUGGUGAUGAUGAUGGUGAUGAUGAAGAUGAUGAUGAUGAUGAUGAUGAUGAUAACGAUGGAGAUAAUAUUGAUAAUAAUGGUGACGGCCAAGAAUACAGUGAUUAGUAUAAGAAUUUUAAUCUGUUAUUUAAAGAUAAAAGAUAACUGUAUAAAUAAUGUUGUUAUCGAUUGCAUUUUAUAAACUUGUCGUGGCCGAGUGGUCUAAGGCGCCUGGCUAUACAUUGAAAGUCCGGGGUUCGAUCCCAGGCCGCGUUACCUAUGCCCGUGAGCAAGGCAUGUAAUCUAAAAUUCUCUUUUAUCCUGCUUUCAAAUAGAUGGAAAUGCUUUGUGCAUUAUUGGUAACUAGGUGUGCACUUGUUUAAAAAAAAAUAGGUGAACGGUAAAGAACAAUAUGCGCGUAGAAAUUUUGAAUUAGUUCAUUCUUAAUUAUGUUAAUAAUAUUAAUGCUAUUUUUUGUCGGUGAGAUUAUUAUUCUUCUUCAAUGGUUUUAGUUUGUACGUGUCCAGUGAUAUGAUAUGAUGAAAACCAUGUUACAUAACCUCAUACUCUUUCAAUUUGGUAGAAAUCAUAAUGCUUGUUUUUUUACAGUGAGUUUAAUUGAAAACAGUUCAUUCAAUAAUAACUUUGCAACUUUGACACUCUUUCGUCUUCAGCGUAGUGCAGAGAUCACUUGGUAAAAAACUUGUUUAAAAAAUUGUUUUAAAAUCAUCAUAUCGUAUCUCCUUAUCAACUAUGAGAAAGAAUUAUCAAUAUAAUUGUGGUUAAAAUAUAUCAAAUGAUUAUAUAAUGUGUUAAUGGUAUGUCCAACGUAUCAUUUAAAGCCCUUAAUGUGUAUGAUAAGCGCAUGAGGUAAGUAAUAUUAUUCCUUAAUGCGAUAUAUUCUCUAAUAAAAUUAAGUACAGUAGUGCUAAAAAAAAUAGUGAACCCACCAGAAAAUGAACAUAUAUUUGAAAUUGUUCAAAUUCUGCCAUCUUUUAAAACAUUUUAUUGUGCGGUCAGGUGACAAAAUAUAACAUUCAAGAUUGUUUGGUUAACAAUCCAGGUGAAGUGGGAUUCACUCACUUUGAAGCAGCACUGUAUAUUUAAUCGUCAUGAAUCGUAAAUUAAAAAAAAUCAUUUCAGUUUAUUGAUGAGGCGGGGUUUUUUAGUAGCUGGCCAUUUGAGACACAAACUAUGAAAAAUAUUUUUCCCGCCAAACAUUUAAUGAUAUAUUUCUCAGUUAUUUCUAGCCUUUCGGAGAACCUACAUGGCCUUAAGAGAAUUUUAACUUUAAUAACUUCUUUUAUUUUUUUUAAUCUCACUUUGAUUCGUUUGCGCGUAAUCUAUCGCCUUUGUGAAUGGUUGGCUUUGAAUUGAAUCACAGUCUUUUGCCAUUUUUGUCAAUGUGUAUUUUGAGCAAGCUGAUUUCGAACAAUAAUUGGGAGAAAUUGUUCACAGUCUUUGAGCAAGAGAAACGUAUUGGGAAAUCCAAUUUGGUCACCAUUUCACACAAAAAUAUGCGAUCAAUCGUAAGUGGCAAUGGCAAAUCAAGAUCAUGGUUGAAUGUACAUAAUUGUUCAGAAUAAUAAGAAUGAACUGAUCCAAAUCAAUAUUUACAAUGAGCAUAUUGAUCGUAAAUGUGUGUGUUACGAGGCCCUGAUCGUAGUUGUACAUUGGACUCUGUUGUUAAAUCACUUCUUUAUGGCUGAAUGCAGACACACAUUAAUUCUCGUUUGCUUUGUUCCAUGAUAUCUGUAAACUUGUGAAUAUUUGUAAAUAAUAACAUCGGCUUCACAUUAA